Symbiodinium sp. CCMP2456 is the source of this 741-nucleotide messenger RNA. Lineage: Eukaryota; Dinophyceae; Suessiales; Symbiodiniaceae. The record is from the annotation of a GenBank genome assembly.
AUGGUAGGCAUCGACAGGGCAAGGCCUUUCCAGCGAGCAGUGCCUCUGCUGCUGUUCGCGGUCUGCAUCGCAGGCCUCUCACAUCUGCAGGCGUUCAGCAUCCCAGAGCUCGUUCGGCAAUCUGCACAGAAAGCACAGAAGACACCGAGCGAGUUCUUGGAGAGCAUCGAAGAGCGUGCCCUGGAGUGGCGGCGCGGUUCGGAAGUCGCAGGCCGGAAGGAUUUCACGACUUUCCUGGAGAAGGUGAUGAACAAGCCAGGGCUCCACAUGGUGAUUGGAGGCAAGAGCCUCGGGAAAAGCAAAGUCCUCCAGUGUAUCUCCACUGCGAAGUUUCAACCACAAGAUCCAUUGCUCUUGGUGGACAUGCGGAGGCCUCCUCUGACGGGGUCCACGGAUGUCUUGGAGUGCCUGCAAGAGGUGGCCAAGAAGAGGUGGACCGAGGACACCAUGCCUGCCUGGCUUGAACCUGUUAUCGAAGGAACGAAGCAGUUUUUUCCGUCGCUGAGCAAGGCAGAAAUGAGGGAAAGCGACCAGGGCUUGAAGGUGGCUGCAGUAGCUGCCGCAGCAGUCGCGGCCACAGCGGGUGUCAAGAAACCCACCCGGUUCGUCGAGGAGUUCGUUGCAGCUGCCAGUGCUGAUCGCCUGACUCCCGUCAUCAUCAUUGACGAAGCCAGCAUAGCCUUUCCUGGUGGCAACGGGAAUGGUAAGAAGGCUGCAGCGGAAGCUGCCCUCGCCCUCUUC